AUGGUUCUUGUUGAAGACGUCUCAUCAAAUUCGGAUUCAUCACCAACACCAAAUAGAAGUAAUGAAGCAUCAUCAUCAUCUCCUCCACCACCACGUCCAUCAACAGCAGUCCCACGUUCACUCAUUAGCAUGUUACUUGAACGUAAAGUCGAUGCUGUCCUAUUAUUAUCACGUUUAGCAACAAUAUUUUUCACAAUAAUGUAUAUCGUACCAUUUUUUCAUUCUGAACCAAAUGUUUAUUAUACAAAAGCAUUAUUAGCAUCAAUUGUAACAUCAGGUUUACGUCUUCGUCAACGUAUACCAAGUUUCCAAUUAUCACGUGAAUUUUUAUUUUUCCUACUUCGUGAAGAUAGUGCACAUUAUUUAAUGUAUUCAUUCUUAUUUUUAAGUGGUAUACCAAUGACAAUUGUUCUUAUACCAUUAGCAACAUACGCUGUUUUACAUUCAUCUUCUUUUUUAUCACAAAUUCUAACAAAUUUUCCAGCAAUACAAUUAUUAUGUACUCGUGUUACAGAUAAUCAAAUUAAUUUACUUCGAUUUAUUGCCUUAAAUGAAAUAAUACUUAUGCCAGUAUUAAUUUUAUCGAUAUUUGUUGCACGUUCCAAUUUUCUAUUAAUUUUUAUGUACUAUCGAUUUCUUACAUUACGUUAUGCAUCACAUAGAAAUCCAUAUACACGUACAUUAUUUUAUGAACUUCGUCAAACUGUUGAAAAUUUGUGUAAUAAACCAGCAUGUCCACCAUUGAUUCAAAGAAUUUGUUUUAGUGCAAUUACUUUUAUCAAUCGAUUAGCUCCAGCAACUGCUUAA
Molecule: messenger RNA, 807 nt
Organism: Adineta steineri
Lineage: Eukaryota; Metazoa; Rotifera; Eurotatoria; Adinetida; Adinetidae
Source: the annotation of a GenBank genome assembly